Molecule: messenger RNA, 2155 nt
Organism: Lutzomyia longipalpis
Lineage: Eukaryota; Metazoa; Arthropoda; Insecta; Diptera; Psychodidae
Product: plasmolipin
Exons: 3
Coding region: 166-696 (176 amino acids)
Cellular component (GO): membrane
Source: RefSeq, a predicted model, not a curated record
UGAAAUUUUAUAGUAUUCUGAGCUUGUUUCUAAGGGGGAUGAUAUGGCUGGAAAACUGUUCACUGAUAAAUGUUGUGUUCUAAGUGAGGCUCUAUAAGUUCAAUUGAGUGGACUCUUGUGGAUUUUCAUAAUUAAUCAAUGACUGAAUCUCAAUAAUUUACAAAAAUGGCUGAUCCUGGAUUUCCAGCGCAACACACAACGGCCACGAUGACAACAACCGAAACUCAUGUGAGCCCACAAAUUCGGUACGACGCUUCGUACAUCCGAACCGUACCAGGAAUCAUAAAGCUCGUGUGCAUUGUGCUAAAUCUCAUUGGUUUCAUCUGCAUCGAGGUGUCAGCCUUCAGCUACCACUCCCGCGGAAGCUUCUUCAAUUCUGUAGCCAUGACUGGUUUCUGGUUUACAGGCAUUAUGCUUCUUCUCUAUCUUUUCCACGUUCUCGAGAAAUUCUACAAACUUCCAUGGUUGCACAUUGAGAUGAUCUUUUGCGCCAUAUGGACGCUGCUGUAUGCCCUAGCAGCUGGUCUAGCUGCUGCAAUGGGCUUGGAAGCCUACACAGCUGCUGCGUUUUUUGGUUUCUGUGCCAUGGUGGCGUAUGGCUACGAUGCUUUUCUCAAGUACAAAGCUGUUCAAUCAGGACAAAUUGCCCAAGGAACUCGCCAGCAGACAACUGUUCAGCAAACAGUCACAGCAUAAAGCCGUCAUUACUUAUAGAAAUGCCAUGGAUCGCGUUCAGAUUGUUGCCGUUUAAGCUGCACACCGUCCACGGAUUCGGGUUCUUCCUUUCUUCAUCGACGAUCUCGCAUUUCAAUACGUGAGAUGGUUAAAUUUAGCAAACAAUGAGUAGAUUUUCCUUCAAAUUUAUAAAGUCAAAUGUUCUGUUAGAGGAAAGUCGGUUAUUACGUUCGUUAAUUGAAUCCUCUCCGUAUUUUCUAUGAACUGCUUACUUUAUGUGCUUUUUUAUAUUUAGCUCUUUAUAUUUCUGCUGUUCUCUCGUGUAAGAUGAAGCAUUUCCAUUACUUCCUUUGCAUUGCAUUUCAAACCAGUUAAUUUCAAAGCUUUUCUCUCUUUUUUCAUGACUAAAAAGCUAGAAUAAAAUUAGCUUAAAAUUAAUUCAUGCUACAUCUUUUUUUUUACUUUCUUACAAUCAUUUCACUUUACUUCAUUCCUCGUGCUUCUGGUAUUUCUGUUCUCAGGUUAAAAGCAUUAUCUAUUAAUCUAUUAUACAUAUGUAUAUUUAAAAACAAAAAUCCUGGACAAUCAUCGUUUAUAUCUGACGCGAUCCUCGUUCGUUGAAAAUAUUUUAGAUGAAGCAUUUUUCCUCUAUCCCACUCCAACGAAAUUUAUGAAUCUCACCGAGUGAGAUUGUUGUUAACGAAGAAUAUCAAAAAUAAACAAUGUUUAGAGUAAUUUUGUAAUACAAUCAAGGGGCAUUUAACUGGAAUCUUUUAAUGGCAUGGUCCGUAUUAAAGCUUGAUUAAAAAAUCUUGAAUGAAAUUUACAAAUACUUUAAAAAGUUAAAAAUCUGAAUACGGGCCUGUUUUUGGUGUUUAAUUAGCUGAUAAAUGUAAUAUCAAUAUUUGAUAUAUUUACAUUUGUUUUGAAAAUUGUUAUUUUUUUUCGGAAAUAUUCGAGGAAUAAAAUUUUAUAUUGAUCCUGAAAAAAAUAAAAUUAACAGAAAUACUCGAUAUUUGGUAUAUUUAUAAUUAACUAGAGGAGGAUGAAGCAAUUCAGAUGACUUUAUCAAUUUAAAAAACAAAAUUUAAGGUUUUAAGAGCUUUCAAAAAACUGAAAUAUCAAUCUUUUAUACAAAACAUUUUAUGCUCUAAAAAUUAUGCUAAAAACAUUUCUCGGAAAAUGUUCGUAUUCAUUGUUGUUAGCCUUUUAAAUGCCCCUCGAUCGCUUUGUCCCUCUGAUGGGGAAAAUAUCAUGUUUUCUAAAGACUCACGGACCAAACUGUUGAGAGAAAUUAGACGAAAGAAAAAAUAUAUACAAGAAAAAGAAACAAAAAUUAUAUGUACCAAGAACAAUCAGAGGAAAGGGAACUUAAUUGUUGCACCUCACGAAAUGUUAACAUAAGUCGUAAAAAUGUAUAUUUUAUUGUAAUUUUAACUUGAUAUUUUUGUGUGUAAAAAAUAAAAUAUACAAAAUUCAA